Molecule: messenger RNA, 1995 nt
Organism: Cloeon dipterum
Lineage: Eukaryota; Metazoa; Arthropoda; Insecta; Ephemeroptera; Baetidae
Product: glycoprotein-N-acetylgalactosamine 3-beta-galactosyltransferase 1-like
Exons: 8
Coding region: 54-1499 (481 amino acids)
Cellular component (GO): membrane
Molecular function (GO): N-acetylgalactosaminide beta-1,3-galactosyltransferase activity
Source: RefSeq, a predicted model, not a curated record
ACACGCUAAAAAAUUAAAUUUUAAAUCGCGACACGCUCUCAUCGCCACGGACCAUGUACGAGGAUAAAAAGAUGAUUUUGCCGCUAACAACCAAGAUGCCAUCAAAGAGGGCAAGUCUGCCGCGGAUUGUGUUCACCUUUUCCCUCGGCCUCUCGUUCGGCUUUACCUUAUCGACUUUAAUAUUGUCCCCCUACUCUUCACGCAGUGGCCCAAGCCUAGGCCCUUUUUCCAAAGUUGCGUUCGUCCAGCAGGAAACGUCUUACGUCAGCCCUGAAUUCUUGUUUAAGAGUGUUCAGGCGAAAUUUGAAAUGGAUUUGGACCUGAAUUCAACGUUUGUGCACGAGCUCCUGAGAAGUGCCGAGGAGGUGGCCGCCCGAAAGUUGGCCCAACAGGUGCGCAUCUUGUGCAUUGUGAUCACCGUGCCUAAGAACCACAAGGACAGAGCUGAACACGUGCGAGAGACUUGGGGAAGGCACUGCAACAAUAUUCAUUUCAUCAGCACCAAAUAUGACGCUGCACUGCCGACAACGAAUGUUAAAAUUGCGGAAGGCAAGAAUUUGGAGUGGGCAAAAAUGGAGGGCGCAUUUAACUACUUGCACGAAACAAGACUGAAGGACUUUGACUGGGUCGUGAAAACCGACCAUGAAUCUUUUAUCGUUGUGGAAAACCUGAGAACAAUGCUGACUAGCUACUCGCCAGAUGAUCCGAUUUAUUUCGAAUUGAGCUACGGUGUCAACGACAAUACCACCGGCUCAAACACUGCCUCCUACGUACUAAGCAGAGAAUCGGUUAUUCGUCUGGUGAUUGAAGGAUACAAUGGGUCGAAGCAUGCCGACUGCAGCGGGAAAGAUAUAAAGACUCAGCUUGGCAGUUGUUUCAAGGCACUUAAACUCAAGCAAGAAAGCACGCGAGACGAGCUGAACAGAAGAAGGUGCCUCCCAUUUCACCAGGCCGAGGAUCUCAAGGAUAUUCAAAAUCUUGAGGGUGACGAAUGGUGGAAGAAUGAUUAUGUCUACUGGCCCAUGAAUGCGGGUCUGAACUGCUGUUCCUCAGAGCCGAUUUCAUUUCACCCAACCCAAGUGUCCGCCCUCUACAUGCUGGAGUACAUGAUAUACCACGUCCGUCCAAACAGUGUGAUGAGACACACGAAUAUCAAGCUGCCGGAAGAAAAGAUCAAGGACUCCGCAUCCACCCCUGCAGCAAAGAGCUCGUCAACACAGUCGACCGUCAAGCCUACGUCUGAAACUACCCCAAAACCAACUAGUUCUUCACCACCAUCAUCAACAACAACAACCACUAUUAAAGCGAGCAGCCCGCCGUCGUCAGCUGGUCCUGCAGGCUCCAGCCCGGCCCCCACUACUCCCAAGAGUGACCAAGGAACAGCAACUUCCGCAACUUCCACUGCGGCUAAUACGAGCAUGACUGGGAGUAGCGCGUCGUCUGUUGCGAAUGUUACUUCAGCUACUUCUUCUGUAGCAGCAACAGCUAAAUCAAAAUAAGAAAAAUGCGCAGAUAUGAAGUAGUUAAUUUUUAAACUACGUUUCAUUGUUAGGUUUUGUUCAUGUAUGCGAUUUAUAUUUUGUGAUAUUUUUAUUUAUCAUUAUGACGUGUUGUGUUUGAUGCUUGGAAAAGAAGCGCAACUAAAAACAGACUUCAGUUAUUAAUUCUUCUUCUAUUAUUCCAAUUAUGUUUUUCUCCAGCAAUUUUACUCAAUUUAAAUCACAAUUUCCCCUUUUAUUUUAUGAUAAAACUACCUCACACGUAAAAUUAUUACUAGCCCUAUUCGUUUUCAGACUUUGGAAAAUAUCCUCUCAAAAGAAAAGAUAUUUAUCUAGACGGGCCACAACAGAAACUACACAUUAGAAAACUUCUCUCCAAAUUCUAUAGAGCCUUUUUUCAGGUUGUAAAAUCACUCAGCCUUUGCUGUCGCACUUAUCAAUAAAUAUAAAAUGUUUCGUCAGUAUAAAACAAAGCGCAGAUACAUAUAAUAGAAGU